This is a messenger RNA of Lonchura striata (white-rumped munia), 1383 nucleotides long. NCBI's taxonomy places the organism in Eukaryota, Metazoa, Chordata, Aves, Passeriformes, Estrildidae. The record is from RefSeq and is a predicted model, not a curated record.
AUGGCUGGGGACACCGGGAUGGCCGGGAAGGUGGCACUGCUCCUGUGGGCCCAGACCCUUGGCCUCACUGGUGCCCAGACCACCCAGCUCCUCGUGGAUCCCCCCUGGAGGCCGGCAGUGCUGUGGGACCGGGUGACACUGACCUGCCAGGGCUCGGGGACCACCGGUGCCACCACCUGGUACAAGGAUGGGCAGCACUGGGGACAGCAGGGACGAGACCGAAUCACUGUUACCGAGAGUGGCACCUACACGUGUGACAGACCUGGCAGUGGGCUCAGCCCCCCCGUGAGAGUCUUAGAUGACUGGCUGGUGCUGCAGGUGCCAGCACAGGCACUGCUGGAAGGGGACACGCUGACACUGCGCUGCCGGGGCUGGCAGGACAAUCCAGUCACUGAGGUCCGAUUUUACCGUGAUGUGCCGGAUCUGGGGGCAGCCCUCAGGGGGACCGAGCUGUCCCUGUCCCCUCUGCAGCUGAACCACAGUGGCAGUUACCACUGUGAAGGCUUGGUGGGGUCAUGGCUGAGAAGGUCAGCAGCAGUGACUGUGACAACUCAGAGUUACCAUCCUCACCUCUCCUCUCCUGCCCUGAGCUCUUCUUGUUGCUGGUGCUGACUCUCAGCUGCCAGCCCCUUGCAGCUCCCAGCCCCCUUCCUGCACGUGUUGUACCAGGAUGGGCAGGUGGUGGGGGGCCUGCAGGGUUCCCUACAGCUGCUGGUGCCCGCCAUGGGGGUUGCCUACUCAGGGAAUUGCAGCUGCAAGGUGCGCUCCGAGGGGGGGCUGUGCAGAAGAGCAGCACCCAUCUCGGCGUCACGGUGCGCAGUGAUGCCCGUGGCCAAUGCCACCAUCACCCCCGGUCCCCUGGGACACCAGGUACAUGCAGGUGACCCCGUGACCCUGCACUGCUCGGUGCAGGUGGGCUCAGCCCCUGUCACCUUCACCUGGCUGCACAACGGGCAGGAGGUGGCCCAGGGUCCCCUCCUGGAGCUUGGGGAUGUUGAUGUGGGACACUCGGGCACCUACCAGUGCAUGGCCACCAACCAGCUGGGACAGGACGGGCACCGCAUGUUCCGGGCACUCAGCCCAGAGCUGACCCUGGAGGUGACACCGCAGGGACACAGGAACACAGUGGCUGCAGGGGUCGGUGGGGCCCUUUUGUUCCUGGUCCUGCUUGUGGGUGUCAUUGUGGCCUGGCACCGGUGGCACCAAGUGGGUGCCAGGAAGCACCAGGAAAGGGCCCCUCUGGAUCCCCCAGCUCCCCCAGAGGAGGGGGAGGUGCUGUACACCCACAUUGUUAUCACCCAGAGGACAGGGGCGUCCCCCCGUGCCACCACACUCCAGGAUCCCCAGGUGACCUACGCGGAGCUGCGGAGACCACAGGGGUGA